Molecule: messenger RNA, 1852 nt
Organism: Anolis carolinensis (green anole)
Lineage: Eukaryota; Metazoa; Chordata; Lepidosauria; Squamata; Anolidae
Gene: pdilt
Product: protein disulfide isomerase like, testis expressed
Exons: 11
Coding region: 193-1734 (513 amino acids)
Biological process (GO): protein folding
Cellular component (GO): endoplasmic reticulum
Molecular function (GO): protein disulfide isomerase activity
Source: RefSeq, a predicted model, not a curated record
AGCUGUUGGCUCUGGCUCUUGUUGAGGAGGUUGGCUCUGUUUGCCGAAAGCAGAGUUUCUUUCUCUAACCUUGUGGGAAUUGGGCCACGUGGGCACAUGAUAAGGCCACUGGGCACUUGUUAAACACAGCCGGCCGGUCCCAGGUCCCUUCCUGGCUCUUUCCUGGUGCCUGCGGCCUGCCAGACGGAGAGGAUGGGGGCUCGGGGGCUUCUCCUCCUCGGGCUCCUCUCUUGGGCUUUGGGGGCGGCGGAAGGGAGCCUCAGCCCGGCGGAGAGGAAACCCAAGAGAGGCAAGAUCAAGGAGGAGGACAACGUCCUGGUCUUGACAAAGAGCAAUUUCGAUCAGGCCCUGAACGAAACAAAGUACCUGUUGGUUGAAUUCUACAUUGCUUUGUCUGGGGCCUCUCAGAGCCUGGCGGCUGAAUUUGCUAAAGCCGCAGAGCAAUUCAAGACCGACGCUGUGGAUAUCCGAUUUGGCAAAGUAGACGUGGCGGACCAGAAAGACCUGAAAAAGGAAUUUGACAUCCAAGAAUAUCCCACCCUGAAGUUUUUUAUAGAUGGCGACAGGAAAAAUCCCAUUGACUGCAAAGGAGUCCGGGAAGCCUCAGCCUUUGUGACGUGGGUUCAAAGGAGAACCGGAUCAAGCGCCGUCCUUAUCAACAGCACGGACCAGGCCAAAGCUUUCCUAGACCUUGAAGAUUUGGCAGUGAUUGGCUUUUUCAAGACACUUCAAGAUGGAGCCGCGGAGGUUUUCUACGACUCUGCGAGAGAGGUGCCAGAAGUCCCUUUUGGGGUAACAGCCAGUGAAGACACUUUCACUACGUUUGGGGUCAGAGGAGACACGGUGGUUGUAUUUCAAAAGGGAAAACCAGUUCACAGUGAAGCAUCUGAGGAAGGCAAACUGGAUAAAGUGGAGCUCACUCGAUUGAUCAAAACCUUUACUAUGGAUUUAGUCACAGAGUAUAAUCUUGAGACUUCUGUGAAGAUAUUUGAUGUACCCGUUGAAAGCCACCUUGUUCUGUUCAUGCCCAAGAAUUCAGACACAUUCAAGGAGGUUUAUGAAAAUCUCUCAUCGGUUGCUCCGGAGUUCAGAGGGAAGAUCAUGUUCAUCUUAGUGGAUACUGAUGAAACCAGAAAUGGCCGUGUGAUUGAAUAUUUCCGUGUCACUGUCGUGGAAGUCCCUGCCGUUCAAAUCCUCAACCUGACAAGCGACGCCAGGUACAAGAUGCCGGCGGAGGAAGUGACCCCGGACCACCUCCGGACCUUCUGCCGGGACUACUUGGAAGGGAAGGCAAAGCAACACUGGUCCAGCGAGGAGAUCCAAGACGGUUGGGAUAAGAAGCCUGUCAAAGUGCUGGUUGGGAAAAACUUUGACAAAGUUGCCUUUAAUACAAAGAACCAUGUGUUUGUCAUGUUCCAUGCACCUUGGUCUCACAACUGUCAAAAGUUGUUCCCAGUUUGGGAAGAGCUCGGCAAGUUGUACGAAAAGCGCAAAAAUGUUGUCAUUGCUAAAAUAGACUACACGGCAAAUGAAGUCCGGUUAAUGAAUGUGGAAAAGUACCCCUUCUUCAGGUUGUUUCCUGCAGGAUCCACCACGGAGGUGGUCCCGUACAAAGGGGAAUACGCGCUUGGUGCUUUCGCUCAAUUCCUAGAAGAACAGAUUGAGGCAAGAAAGAAGAAUUCAACAAAGGCCAAACAAGAGGAGAAAACCACGAGACCGAAAGAAGAACUGUAGCUUCCCUUCCACACAGGAAGAGUGAGCACUGGUUUCUCAAGGGUGGUUGCGCAGUAUAAAAGCAUUUUAAUGGGAAAUUUAGGAAGCCAUUGACAACAAUAAAGGAAGGUCAAACAAA